CGGCCGGGGCCCUGAGCUUGCGAACCACCCCCCGGCCACGGCCGCAGGCUAUUUUCCCCCCCGUAGUGUGACAUCGGAGUUAUCAGUGAAAGCACCUAGAGUACAUUGAAAUGACAGCUCAAACCUCUGAAGCUGUCAUGUCAACUCAUCUAAGUCUCCAUAAAGAGUAUUUGCAAGCCUGCCAAGAGUCAAGCCAGCCAGAAAACCCUUUCAUUGCCCACAUGCUUGAAGAAGCUGAGAAAGCAGAUAUAACAUUGACAAAAGGGAUCACAUUAAAAAUAGCUGGAAAUAACCGCUUGGUGCCAGUACAGAAAGUUACAGAUGAGGAUUUUCGAAUGCUUGCCUGCAUCAUAAGCAAUAACACAUUUGUUACAGGGCUGGACCUUAGAUAUAAUGUAUUAACUGAUGUUGGAGCAGAGCAUGCUGCAAAAUUCCUUCAGGAAAACUCAACCCUGUGCUACCUCAAUCUGAUGUUUAAUGAUAUUGGCGCCAGUGGAGCAGAACUGAUAGCUAAAGCAUUGCAUAGGAAUGAAACGCUCCUACACCUGAGAAUGACUGGCAACAAAAUUGAAAACAAAGGGGGGAUGUACUUUGCUUCAAUGCUGCAAAUUAAUUCGACCUUAGAGAAGUUAGAUCUUGGAGACUGUGAUCUGGGUACACAAAGUCUAAUAGCAAUAGCAACAGUUAUGAGCCAUAACAAAGCGAUGAAAGCACUAAACCUAAACCGUCCUAUACUGUACAGCCAAGAGGAAGAGACCACAGUUCACACAGCUCUAAUGAUGAAAAAUAACUCUUGUCUUAUGGAACUGCAUUUGUGCAAACAUGAAAUGAAGAACUUUGGUGUGGAGCGUCUGUGUCAUGCAUUGUAUGAAAACUGCAGCCUGCGAUAUCUUGACCUCAGUUGUAAUAAAAUAACUCGUGAUGGUGUGAAAUUUUUGGGAGAACUGCUGAAACGGAACCAAACUCUGGAAAUCCUAGAUCUUAAUUCAAACAGGAUAGAAGAUGAUGGAGCCAUCUAUCUGAGUGAAGCCCUGGCUUUGUACAACAGGACUCUUCAAGCGUUAGCAAUAGUGAGCAACAAUAUAAGUGGAAAAGGACUUGUUGCUCUUUCGGAUUCAAUGAAAACAAACAUGGUGCUUUCCUACAUUUAUAUUUGGGGAAACAAAUUUGAUGAGGCCACCUGUGUCGCAUUUUCAGACUUAAUUAAAACUGGCCGCUUGAAACCAAAUUGUACAGACGUGGAUCCGUAUGAAGUGGAUGGGCAUGUAUAUCUUGCAGAACUCUCUCAUGGCCUUAAAAGGCAUUACUAUUGGACACCAAGUUAUGGGGCGGUUGAUAACAAAGAUGCUAAUGCCAGUCUUGCAAUAGGAGCAGUUGCAGAACAUUUGUGAACAAGGGUGAAUAGCCCCUUUAAGAGGAAAUGGAUCCAGUUCACCUGUGACUAGUUACCUGCCUCCCAACAGGGCCUGACAGAAGGUACCUUGCCUCUAUAAAUACCAUGGCAGCAGUUCAGAAAAGGGAGCACGUCAGAGUUACUUGGAGAAUGCUACAUAAGACAGUGAUAAUUGGGAGUAUCUUGUGAAGAGAAAGAAAUGUAGAAAACUGUUGGGAGAGUGAAGUAGAUGGGAGCUGUUGGAAAGAACUGGCCAGAUGAAGAAACUCUGAGAAAUAGAGGACUCAUAUAGAAGCCUCAAGGUAAAGGGGAAGAACUAGCUCAGAGUAGGCCAAGCCCAUGAACUAGACAACUGAUUCUAGAGGGAGGUUCCCAUAAGAAGGGUAGGACUUGCAAGCAAAGGAGCCUGGGAAAUGAAACAAUAGUUAUGUGGCAGAGAUGUGGCAGCCUGGGCAUAGGAAUUGGAGAAGAGGGACUGUUUACUCUUGUGUGGGCAGCCAGGAGUGUGGACCCGGAGGAUUGCUGCAUUUCAACCUGCCUUAUUUUGAGGUUUUUGAGAACUGUAUUACUCAGAGGGACUUGCUAGAGGUUGAAAUUCUAUUAAUAAGUUAGACCUUUUAAGAAGAGCUUCAUUUAGACCUAGAAGGAUGACAGUCCUUUCCUGGGUGGGGAAAGGUGACCUUCAGGGUGAUCCAUGGAGGAAAAGAUGGUCAACUCACUCAACCCUGGAGAUUGUAGGAGAAAUUGAGGGAGGACUAGCCCUGACCCAUCAUGGUUGAUUACAGGAGGGUGCUCUGGUGGUGGUGAGCCCUGUUACAUCUUCUCUCAAAUGCUGGUAUUUGCCCCUCUUAUGCAGCUAGGUCUGUCUAUGUAUAUGAGGAAAAAUGGGCUCCUGUACAACGAACAUUACUGUGGGGGUUAUCCUUCUCCUCCCAGAAAUUAAGUAGGAUGGAUCUUUUUAAUCUCAAUCCAGAGAGUCAUAGUCACAAAUACAAAAACUCCUACCAGCAAGUCAUUUAACCAAAUAUAGUUUGGAGAAGAUUUAUAUAGACACUUUGGAAAGUUGAUUCUAGUUACUACCUUGACAAAGUAGUUAGAUGUGUGAAAAACAGACACUCUAAAUGGCUUCUGGAUGGCUUACACAAACUAAAUUCGUAAUUGUUUUUAUAUUUAUAAUAGAGCGAUCAGGGUCACCAUGGUGAGUCUGGCAUGCACAUAAAGGCUUUGGUAUAGAAAUUGAGUGG
Molecule: messenger RNA, 2637 nt
Organism: Mauremys reevesii (Reeves's turtle)
Lineage: Eukaryota; Metazoa; Chordata; Testudines; Geoemydidae
Gene: LRRC34
Product: leucine rich repeat containing 34
Exons: 13
Coding region: 111-1391 (426 amino acids)
Molecular function (GO): protein binding
Source: RefSeq, a predicted model, not a curated record